This is a messenger RNA of Ylistrum balloti, 5787 nucleotides long. RefSeq lists its product as uncharacterized. The transcript is spliced from 10 exons. The record is from RefSeq and is a predicted model, not a curated record. Lineage: Eukaryota; Metazoa; Mollusca; Bivalvia; Pectinida; Pectinidae.
AUGGAGUUACAAUAGGAAGUAAAUCUCGUGUUAAUUAUACAUGUAAGUUUUAAGAAGUGUAAGUAUGAUAUCAACUUUACAACGAUGUGGCUCUGGACUUUUAUGCUUAACCACUUAAAAUAUUUAAGUGCAUAUAACAUGGGAUCGAGUUCAUCCAAGGGAAGCCGUUCGUCAUCGGUGGCAUCAGCUGUUACCAAAACAGUACAAAAAGCGGUUUUGAGAAAGCCAAAGAAACCACCAGCAGGCACAAUCGCAGCGGAUGGAACACCAAUACCAGUCCCUCCCGUCAAUGAUAAAGCUGUUAUAUUGCAAGGCAUCAACUUUGAUGUGCUGGAUGAGAUAGCACUGCAUGCCCCUCUCGAUAUAUUACUGGGGACAUUCUGGGACGUUGUGGAAUAUCUUGUGAUAACACCAGAAGGAGAAGUAUUGGAUGAUUUAUCAAAGGCAAGAAUGUUUUUCCGUUGGAUAACGUCGUUUGAUGUUUACACAAUUGACACGGAAAUUAUCCCCCCUGAGGAGUCACCUCUUGAAUACUUUAUGAAGAUCCAGUACGACCUUGGUGACCACGCGCAUAUGUUUUACAGUCUAUGCAAAAUGGCUGAUAUUCCAUGUGUGGUCAUAGAUGGGAUGAGUAAAGGAGGAGGCUACGAAAUAGGCGAGGCAGUGGACAGGGACAAAAUGCAGGGCAAAUGGAAUGCGGUCUUGGUGUCAGGAGAAUGGCGACUUAUCGACACGUUCUGGGCAAAAGUAGCAGCACCGCAACAGUCUUCAGGAAUCAUAUAUGUCGAUUCUAAAGGCAAGGUUACCCGGGAGACAGAGGACAAGAACUUGGAAUUUUCUGUGAACGAAUUCUUUUUUUUGUGUGACCCUGAUCAUAUGAUUUACACGCAUUUCCCGGAUAACAAAGACUGGCAAUUGCUGGAUGAACCCAUAGAUGCGAGUGAAUUUGAACGGAAUGCUUAUGUAAGGGAACAAUACCAUAAUUUGGGGUUGAUCAUUCCGCAAGAUUCCAUACAAAAGAACUGUGUUAUCAAAACUCAAGAUGAUGCGAUAAAAAUAGUGCUUAACAUUCCGGAAGAAAAUGCUCAUAGCGUAAAAUUCAAAUACGCUUUGUUGCAAACAAGGAAACAAGUUGAAACAGAAAAGGAAGUUGAUAUAGUUUUUGAACGAUUUGUCCGAAUGGACCAUAGAACUAACAUGUUGAAAUUAAAAUUGCGAUUCCCAAUUACUGGCAGGUUCAUGUUUGACAUUUACGCAGCUGACUCGUGGAUUUCAUCCAGGUAUGAACUAGUUUGUACAUACAUCAUUCACGUUUCGAAGAAAACGAAGAAUCAUCAACCUUUCCCUGAUUGCCCUUUGCUCGGUUGGGGUCCAAAUCCAUUUUCUGGUACAGCUGGCCUGGUGCCUUUGAUACCAGAAGAAACCUCUAUUCGAACCGCUGACGGAAUUUGUCAAAUCUGUGUUUCUCGGCGGGGUAUCCUUGAUAUCAAUCAUGCUUUGAGGAAUAUUCUUAUGGACGAGGCGGUACUCACUAAGCAUGCAAUAGGAAUACUUGAGGAAGAUAAAUAUGUUGUAGAUCUAAUUUUACCAGAAGAAGGUGAAUAUGCAUUAAAAGUAUUUGCAUCAACACAGCGUGAAUUACCGAUACAAACAACGGAUUUGCUAACAUUUCUCAUCAAGUAUCAAGUUCCAUCCGGAAAACGAGCAAAGAACUCACCAUUUCCAAUCAUCGCAAGUGCUCAUCUUGGUAAAAAGAGUGGUUACACUGAGUUCGGAGUCAAGGCAUUGACAUAUCAAUGUGAUAAUGUCGACGUACUGGAAGGAGAGGGAAGUUUUGUGUUCAAAGCGGACGAAAAGGUGCAACUUCUCUGUGAACUAGCUUGUGCUACAAAAGAAGGUCAAAGCAGAUUAUCUGUACACACUAAGCAGGAAGGAGAUAGGUGGAUAUUUGUAGCAGACAUGCCGAUCGCCGGAGAGUACUCGCUUAAUAUCUUUGCAAUUGCGAAAAGCGAUCCAUUGACCCUCCAUGAAGUACAAACUUAUAGAGUGAAGUCAAAAGGACGACCAAUUAAAGAGGUCAAAUUCACUGAUGACUUUGGUCCAGAUGAUGUCGUCGUUGAAACAAUAAAGACAUCGGAAGACAAAAUUGUGAUAUCCGUGCCUAAUCCAGUAGAUGGAGAGGUACUCUAUGCAAACAUAUCCAGGAGAGAUGCAAAGAAAAACGAAGGUAUAAAUCUCGCAACGGUACUUAUACAGAGAGACAGUUUAGAAAUAAAUUUGAAAAGUGAUGGGGAAUAUUUACUAGAAAUAUACGAAAAGGAACAAGAAAACGUCGUUACCACAAUAGCGCGGUUCACGAUUAGCAAAAGUCCAUCAUUUAAGACAUAUACAAGUGAUAUAGAUGCUCUGGUAAAAAUGCUCAAACCGCAAGAAAAGACCCGUCAAUUCAAAAAUGCCCUUGAACAAAAAAGACAUAAAAAAGCAUUAGCAAAAAAGAAAAAACAAGAGGAGUUGCUUAAAAAGGAAAAAGAAGAGCAAAGACGAAAAGAGGAGGAGGAAAAGAAAAAACGCCAAAAAGAGAAACAAGGAAAAAAGCAUAAAACUCCCAAGUCUGAAGAUAACAAUGAAGAAGACAUAAACGUAGGAGAUCGUAGUAUUAGCCCAGAUACGUUAGCAGCGGCGUUAGAAAUAGCUAAAGCGGCAGAACAAGAAGAAAGGGAAAAGAAGAGGAAAACCACAGCUACACAUAAACACCAUACAGACUCAUCUAGUGGAAUAGAGCGGUCUGUAAGUAAUGUAAGUGCUGAAAGGUUGGCAGCUGCAGUUGCUUUAAUUACAACGUCCCAAAUAAAUGAAAACACACAUGAACAGGAUAGGGAUUCAGGAGUGAAUGAAAGGUUGGAUAAAGACGAUGGAACUAACCAUAAAACUAAUGAAAAUAGACAAAAUCUUGAUCGGCACACCUUGGAUGCUGCACUGUCUAUCAUUGCACUCGUCGAAUCUAAAUCUGACGAUAAAAAUACACCAAUUGUUGAUAGUGAAACAAUGACAGCAGCAAGAAACAUAAUAGCAUUGGCUGAAGAAGAAGGAAUGACAGGGGAUAUUCAGAAAGACUUUAAAAGAUCAUCAACAAAAAACAGUGAGCCACAAACUGAUAUUGAAGCAAUAACUACAGCAACUGCAAUCGUAAAAGCAGCAGGAACGAAUCAUGUGGGAGGAGUUGAAAAACAGGAUAAAAAUUCCGGAGAUUGGUCUCACAAAGAAAAAACAGUAAGUCAGGAGACAUUAGAUGCUGCAUUUGCUAUCGUGGCAGUAGCAAAACAAAACAUGAAACUGCGAUAUCCUGAUAAAAAAUCGCCAGGAAGAGAGGCAGAGGGUAACGACAUCUUACAGAAAUAUGGUUCUUCUGAAUCCAUGAGCUCAGAGGUGAUUGCCGCAGCACUUUCUAUUGUAGAGACAGUCCCAUCAAACCCGCAAAUUACAGACAGUGGAGUUGAAUUACACAGGACAAAAGUUAUGACAAACAGUGCAACUAGUGAAGAAAAUAUUGACCCGGAAACGUUAGCUGCUGCAGUUGCUUUGGUAGUGGCAUCGAAAAAACACGAUGAAACAAAAAAUAGGAAAAAACGAAAUAGCUCAAAAACAAAACCAAAACAACAGAAUACACACGCGUCAAGAAAAGCUACAAAAGCUGAUGCACAGACUGACAUGUAUUCGAAGGACUCAAUCGAAAAUUUAAAUUACACUAGCGAUGCAUCUGCUAUGACUACUCAAAGAGUAGAUCCCAAAGCGGUAGCUACAACCACCACAAUGCUAAAACCUUCUACAAAUGAACAACGCAUACCAAACGAUGGCACAAAUAAUUCUACUCAGAAAGACUCGAAAAAGAACACAAAAAAUGACCACGAAACAAAAACUAAUGGCAAUGCCGAUAACGAGACGAACUCAAGCAAUAUUAACAAUGAACCCAACAGCAUAGAAUCAGGUAAAGCAAAAUUAUCAUCAGAACGGAUAGAUCCUAGUACACUGGCAGCAGCAACUGCAAUUGUUAAAGCAGCAGGACGUAAACAAGGAACCUCCGAUCAGAAAGGGGAAUCGGAACACGACGUUCGAGAUAUUGAUCCUGAAACACUUAAAGCAGCAGCCGUCAUUGUUGCAGCUGCUUCGCGUGAUAUCAAGGGAAAUGAUAAAACGAUUUCAAGGGAUCGGAAGGACAGCAAUGAAAAGGCCUCCGAUAGCAAAAAUAAAAAGAAAAGCAAAAAUGACAAGAAACUUGAAGAAAGGCGUGACUUUACGAAGAUGGCUACAUUAAGUCCUGCUGCCCUAUCUGAGGCUUCUAAAACCAUUGCUGCUUCGAUAAGCAAAAUGGAUGUCACAAUGUCUAAAGCGGUGAAUAAUGGCGAAACCACAUCCAAUUUUCAAAAUGGCAAACCGAUGGGGACUUCAUCUGACAAAGAGAUGCAAAGAAGCUUUAGUCCAAAUACCGUUGCGGCAGCUCAUGCAAUCGUUGCUACCUCAAAGCGAAACAAUAGAAACCAAACUACUACAGCUAAAACUGGCACUUCUGGAACAUCAAAUAACACAGAUUCUAAUAGAGUACCUUUGAACCAAAACACGUGUGUAAGUCCAACUACCUUGGAUUCUGCUUUGUUGAUCAUUUCAUCAACUGAAAAUUAUUCAAACAUCGACAAUGAAAACGACAAUCCUACAACAGGUGAAAGAGCACUGAAGAAAGAAACACGGGAACCAUUGAAGAAAAAAGGAAAUAAGAAAGUAAAUGUUGUCUCAGGUAGAAUAAAUAUGAACGGCGCUAAAGGAAGGAAAGUUUCGACUACCACAACACCAAGAUUUAAUCAAAAUGGCAAAAAAGGACCAAUUCAACAUAAAGCAGUAAGCGAAGACAUUGACAUGAACGAUGGUGAUUAUCAUAGCGAGUCUACUAUUCAUUCCAGUGAUUUCGAUUCCUUGUCAGACAGCGAAUACGACAGCGAAGAGGAGAGAAUAGCGGAAGUAAGAGAAAGAAAAAAGAGUGUUGCACAAGCAAUGAAGAAAAAAGAUUUAAAGGACCUUGUAUAUCAACUGCAAGAAUUUAAGAAAACAAAGGACCCUCUGGAUACAGUACUGGUUGAAGAAGCUUCAAGAAUGGUUUCCCAGCUUCGAGCGAAAGAGGAUUUGAAAAUGGCAUGCAACAUUCGGGAGGUUCCUGCUUUAGAGAGGGCUAUCCGUAAAGCAAAGAAAGUAAACCAUGGCAAGGCGAUCGACAUCCAGAUAAUCUUAGCCUCUCAACUUCUCAAACGCCUAAAUCGCAUCGAGCGUUUGUCGCAGACUGUACUUCAAAUAAACCAGAACGCUCUGGUGGAAAUGAAGAAGUAUAUUACCCCACCACCCGGUGUUCACGAAUCAUUACAUGCCACUUUUCUUAUCUUAGGGGAAGAACCCACUUUGUUGAAGACUUGGAAAUCAUGCCAAUCACUUUUGUUUAAAACCGGAAAAGAAAAUAUAAUGAGACGCAUAUCCGGUUUUAAUCCGAAGCUCAUAUCCAAAGACGUCGCUGCUACUUCAAAAAGAAUCAUUGCACCAUACUCAGUGGUACAGAUCCGUGACGCCAGCCUCGGGGCUUCAGCGUUCUAUGUAUGGGCUAAGGGGAUGAUUGGCGAGAUAGAAACAAUGGGAAGGAGUGGUUCUAGGCCUGACAAGGCACGUUCAACUCAUCAGCUGCCUCCUCGCUCUGCUGUUCUACAGGAUGAUACCUUAGAUAGGUCGGACACAAUUGUCAUGAUGAUUUAG